AUGUCGCUGCUCUACUCACGGGAUAAUUCAGUCGGCAAAGGGAACCUUACAAAGAUGUCAUUAUCACCUAUCCUCAGCUAUUUGGUUACCUCCGUUGUUGGAAUAUUUCUCCAAAGAACAGAGCAUCUGGUGGUUAAUAGCGUCUUCGACGCAUCCUACAAGUACCAUGUCACUUUAACCCAAACUGGAACGUACUCCCUUGUCCUCGUCACUUCUAUUACAAAGUGGUUCUGCGUGGAUUUGAGCCUGAGUUGGAAUGUGCUAAUCGUUUUGAUAGUUGCUAAAUAUUUAGGAGCAUUUGACAGAGUAACCUGCGAUGAAGGCCACUAUUUGAAGAAUUGCCCCUCCAUUGGUGCGCGAUGGCGGCCAUUCAUCUACCUCGUUGGUAUCUAA
Microsporum canis CBS 113480 is the source of this 393-nucleotide messenger RNA. RefSeq lists its product as uncharacterized. The coding region runs from base 1 to 393 and encodes 130 amino acids. The transcript has 2 exons. The record is from RefSeq and is a predicted model, not a curated record. Lineage: Eukaryota; Fungi; Ascomycota; Eurotiomycetes; Onygenales; Arthrodermataceae.